GUUGGUCGGGCUGUGCACAGUGUGCAGUAGGGAAGAGAUGUUGGGAGGUUGAGGAUCGUACAUCGCCUAUGUGUGGACUGGACAGGGAGGCUCUACACUGGGAGCUCUCCAUGUCGGAGUGCAGGGCUGAGGACACCGAGGACAGUAUGGACAAGCAGAUGGCUCGCUGUAAGAUCGUGGUGGUCGGGGACACUCAGUGCGGGAAGACUGCUCUGCUCCACGUCUUUGCUAAGGACUGCUAUCCAGAGAACUAUGUCCCCACUGUUUUUGAGAACUACACAGCCAGCUUUGAGAUUGACAAGCAGAGGAUCGAGCUCAACAUGUGGGACACGUCUGGUUCAGCAUAUUAUGACAAUGUCCGCCCCCUGGCAUAUCCAGAAUCUGAUGCUGUACUUAUUUGUUUUGAUAUAAGCCGGCCAGAAACUUUAGACAGCGUUUUAAAAAAGUGGCAAGGAGAGACUCAGGAGUUCUGCCCAAGUGCCAAAGUCAUUCUAGUAGGCUGUAAACUUGACAUGAGGACAGAUCUGAAUACUCUACGAGAGCUGUCCAAACAAAGACUUAUUCCCGUUACACAUGAACAGGGUAGCACCCAAGCCCGGCAGAUUGGAGCAGUGGCCUAUGUAGAAUGUUCCUCCAAAGUGUCAGAGAACAGCGUGAGGGAUGUCUUUCAUGUCACCACUUUGGCCUCUGUUAAUCGCAUCCACAAGAACCUUAAGCGCAGCAACUCCAAGAGGGGACUGAAACGCGUAUCACAGCUACCUGGACGGACUGAAUUAUUAAAUGAGACAGAGAUGCGCAAAGAUCGUGCAAAGAGCUGUUCUAUCAUGUGAAAGUGUUCUGUCAGCUGUAAAUAAAGUGUAGAGGUAAACUUUGCACAGAGUAACAGGCAUCCAGCUGACAGAAUUGGCAGGUUUUUCUUUGCCUGGUGUUGCGUAAUCAUAGCUAGCCUUUGGACGAUGAUGUUUACAGCUAAUUCCGGGUUACAUAGAGAAAUAAUAGGUGACACAUGCAAAGCAGUGGACAUAUAAACAAAUUAACACAAAAUGCGCAUUGAAAGUUUGCUUUUUGUCCUGCUGAUUCCGUCCCCAUAACUGUAUUUAUAUGUGAACACAGCUCACGCCCAUUGUACAGAACUAAAUGAAGGCGUCUGUGUAAAGACUGUUUAGAGUGUGUAUAUAUGUAUGUAUGUUCAUAUGUAUAUAUACACACAGAUGGAAAGGUUUGGAAGGAUGUGAUGGUUUGAGAAAUGAUUGUUGCAAAGCUAUAAUUAAAUCAAUUUUAUUGUUA
Molecule: messenger RNA, 1287 nt
Organism: Rana temporaria (common frog)
Lineage: Eukaryota; Metazoa; Chordata; Amphibia; Anura; Ranidae
Gene: RND2
Product: Rho family GTPase 2
Exons: 5
Coding region: 69-830 (253 amino acids)
Biological process (GO): small GTPase-mediated signal transduction
Molecular function (GO): GTPase activity; GTP binding
Source: RefSeq, a predicted model, not a curated record